Molecule: messenger RNA, 783 nt
Organism: Impatiens glandulifera
Lineage: Eukaryota; Viridiplantae; Streptophyta; Magnoliopsida; Ericales; Balsaminaceae
Product: abscisic acid receptor PYL4-like
Exons: 1
Coding region: 62-682 (206 amino acids)
Biological process (GO): abscisic acid-activated signaling pathway
Cellular component (GO): nucleus; cytoplasm
Molecular function (GO): signaling receptor activity; protein phosphatase inhibitor activity; abscisic acid binding
Source: RefSeq, a predicted model, not a curated record
AACAACACCUUAACCCAAAAUUCUAAACUCAUAACCAUCUCUCUAUCUCUCUCUCAUCAGAAUGCCUCCUUCAGUUAUACAUAAUCCCUCCUCCUAUCACAACCAUUCUCAACCAUCUCCGGCGCCACGCGCCACCACUCCAGAUCCACGCGCCACCACCACCGCCGUUCCAGACUCCAUAUCCCAUUUCCACACACACCCAAUAACUCCAAACCAGUGUUGUUCCUCCGUCAUUCAACAAAUCAACGCCCCAAUCUCCACCGUCUGGUCUUUCCUUAGAAGAUUCGAUAAUCCACAAGCAUACAAACACUUUCUCAAGAGCUGCCACGUCAUCAACGGCGACGGCAACGUCGGUACUGUCCGUGAAGUCCACGUCAUCUCCGGUUUACCGGCGGCUAAUAGUAAGGAACGUCUGGAAAUACUCGACGACGAGAGCCACGUCAUCAGCUUUAGUGUCGUUGGUGGGGACCACCGAUUGGCUAAUUACCGGUCCGUUACCACUCUUCAUCCGGCCGGUCGGGAACAAGGAGAGUCGACCGUUGUUGUGGAAUCGUACGUUGUUGAUAUUCCGGCCGGUAAUACUAAAGAAGAAACUUGCGUUUUUGUUGAUACGAUCGUGAAGUGUAAUCUUCAAUCGCUAUCGCAGAUCGCUCAAGAUUUGGCUAGACGAACAUGUAAUUAGUUUUGGAAAAUUAUGAAAUUACCUUUUUCAAAUAAUUUAUUUCCUUUUUUUUUAUUUGCAAAAGAUUAAUAUUAAUAGUAGAUAUGUGCACAUUUUCCCUA